CUUAUUAUAUUUUUGUAAUUUUAACUUACAUAGCCAAAAUGAAAUUAAAAUUAAAAAUCAUUCAAUAAUGUUUAGCUACAACGUUAAGUUCAUAACUAGUGAAGAAACAUUGUAUCUGAAAAGCGGUGACUUUAAAAGUUAUAAGUAUGAAACAAAGAAACGCUUAGAUGAAACUGUAUACGAUGCAGGAAAAAGGAACUAUUGCGAACGCCGUGGUGGUUAUUGGCGAAUACCUAAAUCUAGUCAACUGCGGCAAUUAGAAUCAACUUUAAGGGAUCGCCAUGUAGUACAAUGUAUAUGGGUGAAUGACUUACUGGCUACAUUGGUGUUUUCUUCGGGUGUAAUAGCUUACACCUCUAUCAAACCCAAAACAUUGGAUGUGACACAAAUACUUUUUGAUAGGUACUGUGUUGGCAAACUUUCAGGACAAACUGUUACAGGAGUUAUUUUCAGCAAGACUCAUCUACUAUUCACCCAUGCCGAGAGAACUGCAACCCUUUUCACAUUUGGAAAGAGCAUUGAGAAUAGCAGUCAUCCCUGUCGGUUAUCCGAUAGAGAUCCACAUGUACAGGUGCUUGAGCUUGGUGGUGCAAGGCGAGCUGAGAGAAGAGUUUCUUGGUGCUGCGAUGGCAGUGGGAUUAAGGUGCUAUUGUGGAGUGCGGCUAGUGCUGAGCCAGCUCCAUGGAGCCCUGUGCUGGAAGACCUAGCUAAUCUGCACCUGUACCAGAUACAUGGGCAGCAAGUAACUUUGAUUGCAUUCCACCAACUUGAAAAUGAAGUGCUAUGUGCGGAGUUAUCCCUAAAAAAUGACAAUGUUGUACAUAUUGUUGAACAAACUUCUUGUCACAAGAACGGUGUAACAUUGGAAUGGCAACAGUUUGACAUAUCCAACCCGGAGGAGAGAGUUGUGCACUUGAGUGCACUGCGAGUGUGUGCGAGGCGAGUGUCUCUGCCCGCUGUGGUGCGAGUCGCGCGCCGCUCUCACUGCGGGCACAGGCUACUUGCAACAUGUAUAGAUGGAUCUCUACAUAUUAUACAUCAAGCUACAGGAUUGACGCAUUCUGUACGCGCCGGUUUUAUACCGACGGAGGUGCGGUGGGCGGGCGAGCUGGUCCUCGCGGUGGAGGAAGCGGGGCGGCUGCAGUGUUUCGAUCGAGCUCUCUCACUCCUGCACCACCAUACUAAGUGCCUUGACUUAGUGUCACAUUUUAGAGAUACGAGACGUAUGCAAGUUCUAGCAACACGAGAUAUAAAAUGUGGUCCUAUAAUAUUAGCGCUUUUUGCGGGCGGACCUCUGACACUGCUGCAAAUCACGCAUCCAAGACUUUUGACGGCAUGGAUACGAGCAGAUCGCACAUCUAACGCCGUGUCUCUCUUACGUGCGAUGGACUGGGAGGAAGAAGGGAUAGAGUGUCUGCGAGCUCUCAGCGAACUGGUACAUGGAGCACUGCGCAACUCGCAACAAGACAAGAUCGUAAACAAUGAGAACGCAGCCCAGGCGGCGCUAGGUGCCUUCCUAGCACCCUCCGUACCCUUGGGAACUUCAGCCUUACGUUUCGCUCCGCCUGUACAUGAUCUAGCCAGAAAGUUCUUCCAUCAUUUACUUAGACGUGGUCGUAUUGAGAAGGCGCUGAGCCUGGCGGUGGACCUGUCAGCGUGGGAUCUGUUCGCGGACGCGCGCUGGGCGGCGACACGUGCCGGCGUACAGCAUCUCGCGCGUGAGGCUGCACGAGCUGCACAUCACUAUGCUCAACUGCACGCUGACGAUUCAGAAUGUUCGGAGUCUUGCUCGCAAUGCAGUUCGCGAACUUGCUCGGAAUCCGAAGAGGAACUGAAUGGCUACACACGCAACGGGAAGACCACACCUCCUCCGCUGCCGCGUCUCCCGCAGCCGCCGCAACCCUCGCAACCUACCAUACUGCCUGUACCUAUAACACAAAACGAGCCAACAUCCACACACAGCAUCAGACCUAACCUACAUCAGUAUCUAGAAAGAGAUAACACUAUAUGGAAUACGGAGUUACGAGACGACACCUGCAUUGAUAGAAAAAUGUACGAAGAACAUUUCAAACCGAUCAAAAACCUCCAAACGGUGAAAUGGCAAAGUGUAGACAACAUGUUAAUGAACUAUAGAAAACCUUUAAGCAAUUCAAACACCGAUGUACAAAGAUCUCAUUUAUUUGAUGUCAUACCUAGAGUACAAGAUGAUAAAGUGUCACAUUUCAAACAUGUUUACCAAACAGAUUUGAGAGAAGCAAUACCUACUACUUAUAGAUACCAGAGUAAUAUUAACAACAAUGCCAACGGAAGAUUGUAUAGACAUGACAGUACUUGGUCAGGCAAACCACUAGAGAAGAAUAAAGUAAAAUUUUCCGACACCGUUACUGUUGCAGUUGUAUCAGAGCCUCCAUCAUCACCCGACACCACAAACGAAUUAGCAGACAGCCUGCCUUUGUGCGCACCCCACAAAUACCUAGCUAAUUUCGCCCCCGCGACAACAGUACCGAAAGCCCCGACAAAACCUCCUACAGCUCAUAAGUUAACAAUCAGCAAAGUGCCCACAAUCGCCAAGGUCACCACAUCGCCAUCGCCAGCUCAAUCGCCAGCCGAUAAUCCUGUUCCACAACCGCCUAAAAUUAAAGUGGUACAUUUUGGAAUGGUUUAAUGCAAUUUAAAUGUAUGAAAUAAAAAUUUAAAUUUAGAAGUCCGUCCAUAACUUUAACUAUAUUGCUAUUAAGACUACCUCAAAA
Messenger RNA from Papilio machaon (common yellow swallowtail), 2750 nucleotides. RefSeq names its product WD repeat-containing and planar cell polarity effector protein fritz (gene frtz). Gene Ontology annotation, biological process: cilium organization; establishment of protein localization; nervous system development. The record is from RefSeq and is a predicted model, not a curated record. Gene Ontology annotation, cellular component: axonemal basal plate. The coding region runs from base 68 to 2665 and encodes 865 amino acids. Lineage: Eukaryota; Metazoa; Arthropoda; Insecta; Lepidoptera; Papilionidae. The transcript has 13 exons.